This is a messenger RNA of Frieseomelitta varia, 3766 nucleotides long. RefSeq names its product cilia- and flagella-associated protein 57 (gene tous). The transcript is spliced from 4 exons. Bases 122 to 3766 code for a protein of 1214 amino acids. Lineage: Eukaryota; Metazoa; Arthropoda; Insecta; Hymenoptera; Apidae. Gene Ontology annotation, molecular function: protein binding. The record is from RefSeq and is a predicted model, not a curated record.
UUGUGUUUGUUGCUAUGGAAGUAUAAAUACAGAUUCUUGGAAGUAGACGUGUAUAUUUUGUGUAUAAAAUUCGAAAGUUAUCUUCGUAUUUUUUAGUGAAAGAAAAGAAAAAAUUCUUAAAAUGGUUGUUCAUUUGCAAAGUAGGGUAUUUUAUGGUUUAAAAACUGAUAUAAGCUCAAAUGUUCACUACAUUUCGGAUACAGAAAUUCUGUACCCUGUUGGAAAUGUAAUAGCACUUCAUAACGUGCCGCAAUAUCGACAAAGGUUCAUACGUUUACCUGAAAAACAGCAAAUAAAUAUAAUUUCAGUUACGCAUAACAAAAAAUAUGUUGCAAUAUGCGAUAUUGGAGAAAAACCUACUAUUUCUAUUUAUGAUAUUGAUACACUGAAAAGAAGGAAACUUCUUGGAAUACCAUACGAUGCACCUGAUGUAACAAGAUUUACAUGUAUAGGAUUUACUUUUGAUAAUAAGCAUCUAGCUGCAGUUACAGGAGAGCCUGACCAAACAAUGCUUUUUUACAAUUGGGAAAAGGGAAAAGUAGAGUCUAGUAUAAAAGUAGGCACUCCUCAGAAUCCAUUAGCUAUUGUAGAAAUAUUAGCUUGUAAUCCAUCUGAGGCAGGAGUACUUGCACUUGGAGGUCUAUACACGUUUAAAUUCUUGACUCUUUCUGACACUGUAUGGCGGCCGUAUGGAUUUUCUAAAGCAGACAAUAUUCUUACAUGUUCUAUGACUUGGUUGAAUUCGGAUAGAUUAUUGCUUGGAACCAAAGAUGGUAAAAUACUUUACUUAGAGAAUGGUGAUUUAAAAAAUAUCUAUAAAAUGACUGACACGGUAUUCAUGAAUCUGAAAAUUCGCGAAGAAUAUGUUAUACAAGCUAGUAGUUCUAUUGCAACUAUGGAUGCAAAAGAAGACAUCCCAUGGGAAAAUAAUGUUCGUUGUUUAAUUGCAUUUCAAAGAGGUUUUGCAUAUGCAUUUGGCUCAAGAACAAUUAUAGUUUUUGAGAAAGAAGGCCCGCAUAAAUAUACAAAAAGAAAUAUUUAUAUAAUACCAACUCAAAUAUCAAAGCAAGAGAAUGAAGAUUUAUAUCAAGUCAAUAGCAUAAAUGUUAAUUUAAGCUCAGACCGUUUGUUAAUUACAACUGGUUGGCCUCAGUUGUUUUAUGCAAGAUUAUGGGGACCAGACUUAAAUGUAGAUCCAGAACCACAAGAGUUAAAAAUUAUGGGUCAGGCAUGGCAUUUUGGACCCAUAAGUGAUCUUUCUGUAUGUGCUUGGAAAUCCACUUUCAUGACUUGUGGAGAACUUGACCAUAGUGUAAGAUUGUGGGAUUUUGAAUCAGAAAGACUAAUUUUACAUAAACAAUAUACAGAAGAUAUUUGUGGAAUUGCUUUACACCCUACAGGUCUUUUCUGUUUGAUUGGAUUUAGCGAUAAAUUACGUUUCAUGAGCAUACUAAUAGACGAUUUAUUACCUAUGGAGGAAUUUUCUAUAAGAUGUUGUAAGACCGUGAAAUUUAGUCACGGAGGUCAUUUUUUCGCCGCUGUUAAUGGAAAUAUUGUACAAAUUUAUUGUACUAUUGGUUUUACUAGCAGUUUUAUUUUAAAAGGGCAUACUAAUAGAGUGAAGACUUUACUUUGGUCACAAACAGAUACAAAACUACUUACACUAGGUGCAGAAGGUACAAUCUAUCAGUGGGAUAUGACUACUGGUCGUCGUUCUGCCGAAAUAAUUUUAAAAGGGAUUGUUUUACAUGAUAUUGCUCUUUCUGCUGAUGAACAGAUUACCUAUUGCAUUGCUGAUGAUAAUAAUAUAUACGAAAUAAAAGAUAAUACGACGCGACAAUAUAGUUUCCCUGAUGCAAACAUGUAUUCCAUAGUACUAGGGAAAGAAGAUCAAGUUUUAUUUUUUGUUUGCCCCGGUGGUAUUAUUUUAUCAGUAAAAUAUCCAUUUCAAGAACCGAUACACUAUGUAACUUUUCAUAUUCAUUCUGCUGAUAUUACAAAGAUUGCCCUUUCUUAUAACGAACAGUUUUUGAUAUCUACUGGAAUAGAUGGUAGUUUAUGUAUUUGGAAAUUAAUCUAUCCUGAAGGAAAAGGAAAGAUUGGGAAAGAACUCACAUAUACAAAUGAAGUGCUAAUUAAUAAAGAUGACUUGCAAGAGAAAAUACAAACAAUAAUUGAUUUAAAUGUUAGAAUGAGGGAACUUGAAACUGAACACGCGUAUAAAAUUCGUCAAAUAGAAGUAGUACAUAAUGACAAAGUACGAGAUAUACAUCAAGGAUAUUUCGAAGCUAUUGAAGAAUUAAGAGAUAAGAUAAGUAGAUUACAGGAAGACCAUAAGAAUGAACUGAAUACAAUAAACGUCGAAAUACUUAAAAUGAAGGAGAAACACGAAGAGACGAUGAAUCAAAUGGAAACGAAUUAUAAUGCUAAACUGAUUGUAGAAUAUGAUAAAUAUCUAGCGCUUGAAAAUACAAUGAAUAAUGUACGUCAGAAUUAUGAGAAACGAUUGGAAGAAGUAGAGAAGCACGGUAUUGAGGAAUUGCAGAAAGCAAUCACUAAAUACGAAGCACUUCUUCAUGAGAAAAAAUUGCAAUUAGAAGUAAAUCAGGAUGAAAUGACGCAGCAGGCACGAGUACACGAAGAAAUGAUGACGCAAGUUGAAGAUGAUGCUGAUAAAGAGAUUUUGGAACUAAAAACAAAUUAUGAAACACUAUUGCAUAAACAAAAGGAGGCGAAUAUACGGCUGAAAGGGGAAGCUGGAACAUUGCGUAACAGAUAUAUGACUAGUUUGAAAGAUGUUGAAGAUUUGAAAAGACAGCUGCAACGAGUGCAGAGCGAAUACGGUUAUUUCCAAAAGACUAUUCAGGAAUUAGAAAAAGAUAAAGAAGAUCUGAAAAGCGAAAUAAAUGAAAGAGAUAUUACGAUUCAAGAUAGGGAACGUCAGAUAUAUGAAUUAAAACGUACAAAUCAGGAACUGGAGAAGUUUAAAUUCGUUUUGAACUACAAGAUUACAGAGUUGAAAAAUCAAAUAGAACCGCGGGAUCAAGAAAUCAAAGAGCUCAAAGAGAAAAUUCGAGAUAUGGAAACAGAACUUGUAAACUUGCAUAAAACCACUGUUAGUUUAGAAUUACAGCUACAUGAACUGAGAGAGAAAUUGAGAGCUGCAAGACGUGAACUUGAAUAUGAAAUACAUCGGAAUAAAAGAUGUCAACAACUCUUAAAAAGAAUACGAGUAGAUUUGCUUGAUGCUUCGGGGCUUGUACAAGAACCACAGGCGUUAAAAGCUGCUGUGACAAAAUUGUAUCAUAAAUACAGUUCAAGCGAUGAAUUUCUGCGUAGCCGUAAAGCGGAUUUAGACGCGCAAUGCGAAUUUAUAAAACAGAGGGAUCAUUUAGAAAGAACGAUAGCUUCUCUUAAAAGACAAGUUUUCCAGGAUAAGACAGGCAACGGCAAAGAUAUAGAUAAAACGGUAGAGGAAAAUAUUAUUUUAAUAACAGAAUUAAAUGCUUUGAGAGAAGAAUUAAAAGACGCAAGAAAACAUAUACAGCAUAUGGAAAGUCUGUUAGGUUUAGCGGCGAAAGAUAUAAAGCCGUCAGAAGCAAAAAAAAGAAUGGAAGAAGCGUGUUACGGGCAUGAACAAUUGCGAACUGAAUACAGGUCUCAAAUGCAAGAGUGUCAGAAUAUAAUAAUUGCUUUAAAAGAUGAUAUGUAUAAAUUGAUAAGCAAACUACCUUGCGAAGAACCAGAAACUAAAAUUACUUUUUAG